Messenger RNA from Cydia strobilella, 15754 nucleotides. It is a transcript of the gene Rme-8, whose product is annotated as dnaJ homolog subfamily C member 13. Gene Ontology annotation, cellular component: endosome membrane. The record is from RefSeq and is a predicted model, not a curated record. The transcript has 41 exons. Bases 173 to 6790 code for a protein of 2205 amino acids. Gene Ontology annotation, biological process: endosome organization; receptor-mediated endocytosis; regulation of early endosome to late endosome transport. Lineage: Eukaryota; Metazoa; Arthropoda; Insecta; Lepidoptera; Tortricidae.
UCUACGUUGGCAAUUCCAAUGCUGAAAUGUCAAGUUCAGCGAUUUGUCGGCCCGUAAGCUAGACCUCCUUAUUGUUGAAUUUAUAACAAAUUUUGUGUACUAUGUGGUUCCUAUCCGAUAUUAGCUAAAACGAUUGUAGCUCGACUGUUCGCCUGUUAUUUGCAAUGCUAAAAUGAUUCCACUAAAAGACAACCAGGAUGUGGCGUCAUUUCUCGUCACCAAGCACUCAUGGAAGGGCAAAUACAAGCGGGUGUUCUCGGUGGGUACCCACGGGAUCACCACGUACAACCCAGACCGGUUGGAGGUGACCAACAAGUGGCUGUACGCGGAUGUGGUCACCGUGGCCUCGGCGAAGCACUCCAACUCCACAGCCAACCAGGACUUCAUGCUGGUGAUGAAGAAGGAAAAAAAGGUGGACACUAUGAAGUUCUCGUCAGAACAUAAGUGUCUGAUUCUCACUGAGGCUUUCAAGUAUAGGCAUUUGUUUGCUGAGAAAAAAGAUGUUCUUAGAUUUCAAGCCUAUAAGCACCACUGGAGUGGGACUCGGUUACCAAUAGUCCUUGAGGUUGGACCCUGUGCUUUAGAACAACUAGAGCCAUCAACACAUACACUCUUAGCCAGCUACCCUUACUCCGAUAUUCAAGGUAUCCUUCCAGUAAGAGAUGUCUCCGGAGGCUUUGUCCUGGCCGUCGGUGGCUACAGUCGCCUCCACCUGUUCUCCAACGCCAUGGACCACCAAACCAUCAUCAACAAGAUGCUAGAAAUGGCCAAUCUAACACUGAGCAUUAGUAUAAAAGUGCUCAACACAAUGAUCACUUUGGAGGACUACCACAAUCAAAGAUUUGGAAAAUACAGUGGCGACCAACAUCAAACCUCACUGAGCGAGUUCAUAGUUCACAAAGUGAACCCAGCGCGGCACAUGGAGCCGAUGCGGCGCACGCUCUGUCUGUCCGACACGUGCAUCUUGGAGCGCGACCCGCAGACCUACUCGGUCGUGUGUCUUCGUCCGCUGAGCGACGUGUUCGCUUUAGUCAGAGACCGGGACCACCCACAAAAGUUCUCCAUCGAGUACAUGAAUGGACAGACUCGGACUUACAUGGCCGGUGAAAGAGACGCGUUAUUAGCGUCCCUCUUGGACGGCGUCCGUUCCGCCGGGCAGCGCGACGUGCACGUGCGCUCCGGCGCCACGCCGCGCGGCUACCGGCUCGGCCCGCUGCACCAGCCCACGGACGAGGAGACAGAGUCCAACCAUCUCAGAUUAUUCCAGAACCCAGUGGGCAUGACGCGAGCGGAGGUGAUCGAGCGGUUCAACGCUAAUGUCGGUUACAGCGGACUCAACUAUUCCGUCAGUGCUGAUCGCCUAUUCGCUGAGAAUAAGGAGAAGCUGAUAACGGGAGCGCUGAGUGCUCUCGUGAACAGCACCACUACAAGCGCUACGUUGCCUCCGAGAGAGCUAGAGGCGCUGUUUCAUGCGUUGCGGCGGCUGUGCGCUAGCAAAGUUGGAUUCGCAGCCUUUACAGCGUUGCCUGGAUUCCGCGAAUGGAUCGGGUCAGCCGUAGUGGGCGCGCUCCGCCGCGGCUCGGCAGCGUGUUCGCACGCGGCCCUGGAUGCAGCCUGCGCCCUCAUGCAGCCCAUGCACCACGAACCGGACCUCCGACAGGAGCAGCUGAAUAAGGCCUCCAUGUUGGCUACUCAGCCUUUCCUAGAGGGUUUACUGUCUAUGUGGGCAGAACACGUUACUGCCGGAAGCGGGGCGCUGGUGGUGGCGGCCAUGUUGGAUUUCCUCACGUUCGCGCUAUGCGUGCCGUACAGUGAAACUACAGAUGGCAAACAGUUCGACCAGCUUCUGGAAAUGGUCGCAAAUAGAGGCCGAGUGCUUUUUAAACUAUUUGAGCACCCAUCAAUGGCUAUUGUGAAAGGCGCUGGUUUAGUGCUUCGCGCUCUAGUGGAAGAAGGUGGUUCGGGUGUCGGCUCGCGAAUGCAAGCACUAGCAUUGGCCGAAGCGGCCUUACCAAGACAUCUGCUGACAGCUUUGUAUGCUGGAGCCAGGUUGCACCACCGACAUCUAGCGCGUCAUCUGGUGGCGCUCUGGUUAGUGGACCACGCACCAGCUCAUAAUCUACUUAAACGCAUUAUGCCCUCCGGACUUUUGGCUUUCCUCGAAUCAACAGAGGCGCCACCAGCCGCGGCGUUAGAAGCGGACCGAAUAAACGAGAGAGACAACUUGGAACUAGCACAAGCCUCGGUGAAACCGCGCGCGGCGCACUGGGAGGCGUUGGAGCGACAGGUCAAAUACGUCGAGAAACAUCUAGAGCACUACGCCCAACUAGCCCUCCAGCACUGGGCGGCCCGCGCCGGCGGCCCCGCGCGCGCGCCGCGGGACGCCGCCCGCGACCGCCCCGUGGUGCUGCGGCGGCGUCGGGAGCGCCUCAAGGCCACCGCCAACUGGCCGCUCUUCUACUACCAGUUCCACCGCGACCACGCGCUGCCCAACCUCAUAUGGAACCACACGACUCGCGAAGAACUCCGGAACGCACUAGAAAACGAGCUUCGAGCGUUCACAUCAGACCGGGAAGUGUGUGGCGACACCCUCACCUCAUGGAAUCACGCAGAGCUAGAAGUGCAUUACCAGUGUCUACAGAAUGAAGUCAAAAUUGGCGACUACUACCUGAGGAUAUUACUGGAACAGAGAGACAAUGAUGACAGUCCCAUACGGAAAUCUUACGAGUUCUUUAACGACCUAUACCACCGGUUCCUAUCAACGCCGAAGGUCGAGAUGAAAUGCAUGUGCCUCCAAGCAAUGAGUAUAGUCUACGGCCGGUAUUUUGAAGACAUCGGUCCCUUCGCUGACACCAAAUAUAUAGUACAGAUGUUGGAUAGGACAUGUGAUAAAAUGGAAAGAGACAGACUGGUUCAAUUUUUAUCAAAACUGAUUUUACAUAGAAGAAAUGUUAGUGAGAUUUUAGAAUGGAAUGGUGUAAGAAUAUUAGUAGAUCUAAUGACAUUAGCGCAUUUACACACAACUCGGGCGACGGUACCAGCGCAAAGCAACGUAAUUGAGGGCCCAGCCCGAGCCGAAGGCGGGGACCGAGAGUGGUACUACAACAUAGAGCAGGGGGGCAAGGUUGAGAGGAAGGGACCCAUUAGUUUCCAGCAGCUCAAAGACCUAUACAAGAGCGGGGAAAUCAACAACAAGACGAAGUGCUGGGCGCACAGCAUGGAGGGCUGGCGAUGUAUCGGCGCCGUUCCUCAACUCAAAUGGACGCUAGCGGCCCGGGGAACCGCAGUCAUGGACGAGAGUGCUUUGGCUUCUACUGUGUUGGAUUUGUUGAUCGCUGCUGCUCAGUAUUACCCCAGCAGAGACGAGGAGGACGCUGUAAUACGGCCUUUGCCAAAAGUAAAGAGAAUGUUGUCAGAACCUGCCUGCCUGGCGCACGUUGUUCAACUACUGCUCACCUUCGAUCCGGUACUCGUUGAGAAGGUGGCAACCCUGCUUUACGAAGUGAUGCAGGACAACCCUGAGAUCUCCAAACUGUACCUAACCGGCGUGUUCUACUUCAUGCUAUUGUACACGGGUUCGAACCUGCUACCCAUCGCGAGGUUCCUGCGACUCACGCAUAUGAAACAGGCGUUCAGAGCUGAUCAGACGACAUCAGACAUAAUGCAGCGUUCGAUCCUUGGUCAACUCCUACCCGAAGCCAUGGUCUGUUACCUGGAGAAUCAUGGCGCGGAUAAGUUCGCGCAGAUCUUCCUUGGAGAAUGGGACACGCCUGAAGCUAUAUGGAACUCUGAAAUGAGACGAAUGUUAAUAAUGAAGGUAUCAGCACACAUCGGCGAGUUCACACCCCGGCUCCACGCACACAUCGCCGCUCGCUACCCAUACUUAGCUAUACCCGCUGUGUGCUACCCACAACUACAACACGAAUUGUUCUGCAACAUGUUCUAUCUGCGUCAUCUGUGUGAUACACACAAGUUCCCUGACUGGCCGAUUCCAGAGCCGGUUCAACUUCUAAAAGACGUAUUAGAAGCAUGGCGGCGCGAAGUCGAAAAGAAACCUCCUUCUAUGACGGCGAGCGAAGCUUACACAGCCCUGGGUUUGACCGGACAACACGACGAAGCAGCCGUACGCAAGGCCUAUUAUAGGCUCGCGCAACAGUACCAUCCGGAUAAAAAUCCGGAGGGCCGGGACCGCUUCGAGGCAGUAAACCAAGCUUAUGAAUUUCUAUGCAGCCGCAACGUGUGGACCGGCGAUGGGCCCAACGCUAACAACAUCGUGCUCAUAUUGCGCACGCAAACUAUACUUUUCCAGCGAUAUUCGGACGUACUGGCACCAUACAAAUACGCCGGCUAUCCUCAACUGCUUCGAACAGCGCGUCUCGAAGCCGAAGCGGAGCAACUGUUUGCCGAAAAAGACUCUUCUGGUCUGUUGCCGGCGGCGUGCGAGUUGGCUCACGCCACUGUUAAGUGUUCCGCUCUUAAUGCCGAGGAAUUAAGGAGAGAGGGAGGCUUACAGGUCCUCCACGAAGCCUUAACCCGCUGCGUGCCCGUCCUCUCCACAUCAACGAAGCCCGGCGACGUGGCAGCCGCCGUAUGCGCGCACGCCGCCCGUUGCUUCGCCGUCGCCGCGCAGUUCCCCGCCUGCCGAGAGUUAUGCGCCACGCUGCCGUCACUGAGCGGGGACGUCGUGCCGCUGCUGAGAAGACCGCAUCUCGGCGACACAGCGUGCGCGGGCGCGGAAGCGGUAGCGGCACUGGCAGCGGAGCCUACCAUACGCGAGCAGAUCGCCCUCGCCGGGGCCCUGCAAGCGUUGCUGCCCAACGUGCUGCAAUACGACUACACCCUCAAGGAGUCCGGUGUGGAGACUGACGCACAGGCCAACAAGCAGGAGGUGGCGAACCAGCUGGCGAAGCUAUGUGUGGCAGCGCUAGCCGCCAUGUACGGGCCCCACGCGGAGCCCGGGCCGCUGGACGAGCGGAUACGGGAGGCGCUCCGAGCCACGCUGACGCCCUACCUGUGCUCGCGGCUCAAGGACGAGGACCGGCACGAGCUACUGAAAACGCUAACCUCGAACUGGAGGACACCCUUACUCGUCUGGGACAACAGCACACGAGCCGAACUACGCGACAUACUCCGAGCCAAAAUGGAACCUGAUGGUCCACUGGUGCCAGACUUCAAGUAUACAGCUCAUGAGGGCUUGUUAGUGGUUGGUGGGGUCUAUGUGGCCAUAUACAACGACCAGCCCGAGUUUCCCGUACCAAACCCUCAGCAGUUCAUCCUGGAUCUGCUAAAGUUCAUCCUGGAACAUACCAAAGAAGACAUGACUCCAGAACGCGUGGAACAUAUCACUAUGGCGUUGUCGGCUCUCGCUAAUGUCGUCAUUAAAAACCCAGGGUCCGAGAUUCAGUGCAUCGGCCAAUUCGGGCUAAUCUUCGGCAUGUUGUCUGCGCGCGCGCACCCCUCCCUGCAGGACGCGGCGCUGCGGGGCGUGCUCGCCGCCGCCGGCAGCCGCGAGUGUGUGGAGGACGUCGCGGCCAGCCAAGUGCUAGGUCACUUGCUGGCGCUGCUGGGCGCGCGGCCGCCGCGGCCGGACGCGCUGGCGGCGCUGGCGGCGCUGCUCGCCAACACGGCGCUAGUCAGGGAAGCGCUCGCCAAAGGUGCUGUGAUAUACCUAUUAGACUUGUUCGCGAAUAGCAAAGUUCCCGAGAUUAGAGAGUCCGCGGUCGAGUUGUUAGCUCGAAUGAUGGCGGACAAACUUCACGGACCUAAGGUCCGAUUAACAAUGUCGCGCUACGUGCCCGGAGUAUUCUGUGAAGCCAUGCGCGAGAGUGGACCGGCGAGUGCUACGCACAUGUUCGACUCGCGCCACGAGCACCCCGAGCUUGUGUGGACGGACGAGGCGCGCGCGCAAGUGUGUAGCACUUUAGCUGAGCGGGCUGACAAACACCAAUGCAACCAGCUCCGCGACCCCAAUUGUACCUUCGAGGACCUGUCGGCCGUGUCUUGCGCCGCCGCCGCCGCGGGCGAGGACACUUGGGCGCCGCCCGGCGAGGUGGUGGUGGGCGGCGUCUACCUCAAGCUGUUCCUGCAGAGCCCGCACUGGAGCCUCCGCAGCCCCAAGCGGUUCCUGCAGGAGCUGCUCGCCGAGUGCGUGGCCGCGCUCGGCAAGGACGCCAGCGAGGGCAGCAGAGGCGACAUCUGUGCGAAAGCGCUGGCCGUGCUCGUGUCCACACGCCCAGCGCUGGGCGAAGUAUGCGCCCAACUGGGUGAACUACCUCGACUGAUGAGAUUACUGCCACAGUGCCCGCUACACGCCGUGCCCAUCGUCGCAGCCUUAGCCCGCACACAGUCGUGCGUAAUGGCGAUGAACCAGACCGAAGUGAUGUCCGGUCUUAAAACAGCCGUGAAGUCAUGUCGGGAGAUCAUCGGCAGCGCGUGUGAAGCGCUCGCCUCCAUAUUCAACAGCUCUGUCAACACGGAUCGCCUCGUUUUACAGGCUCUAGAAACUGGUCUGAUAGACGAACUCCUAUCCCUCCUCGAGACUCGACUGGACGGGCAGGCCGCUGCCCAACUGGUCAACGCAUUAAAAGCCAUGGCGCGCUCCACCACGCACGGGGAGCGAGUGAGAGGCGUGCUGGCCAAGAGCCGCGUGUGGGAGCAGUACGCCCAGCAGCGACACGACCUGUUCAUCACUGCGCCCUCACAGCACGCGCUACAAGCGGCGCCUACCUCAGCGGGCUACCUGACGGCCCCACCAUCGAGUAUCACCGCGCAACCGCCACCUAUCGAUUGACGACUGCCCGUCUGAACAUUAUAAGACUACCUGACACGGUUAGCGAGUCAUUACUAUACACUCGUAGAGAUAAGGGAUAGACGAAAUGACACAACAUGUACACAAGUUGUAUGCUCAGUGCAGGACCGUGCACGUUAGGUCUGCCAUCGGGUGACCCAAAUGAUUUAGGUUAAUCUAAUUAUGUAAGGCUAAAUCGGAAAAUUAAACUUGACAUUGACACUUCACGCCCAAACAGGUGCUGCCCCUUACACAUUUACGCUCCCUUGCGCGUUGUAGGUUCAGCCAUCUUGUGGCUUAAAUCGGAAACUUAAACAUUUAUACACUUGGCGCCAAUAAUCAAAUAUACGUUCCCUAUAGCGGAUAGCGCCUCAGCGCCCCCCGGCGAUUGACAACUGCCCGUUGUGUAGUAGCUGUUCAAGCUAGCGACGUGACGGUAAGCGACUCUUAACAGUCUUAACAUUACUAUCAAACCCGAUUAUCAAUAUUCAUUGAAAAUCAGCAAGUAUAAGUCGUAGGAAACCCUAACUUUACCGUUGGUGGCAAACUUCGUCCAAGUAAAAUAUUAAAAUAAUGUUUUUACCAAGAAAUAGAUAUCCUUCGAAUUAAGUCGAGACGAGGCCUUUUAACGCAGCAUCAGCGAGAGUAUUAGUAGCCGACUUGAUAAGAGUAAGGCCUGAUUUCCUCCUACGCUGAAGUCGGUCGAGCGUACCGUCUACCGUCGGAAGAAAAAUCUGCUACGGACGUCAGCGUCGCUGUGCGGGGCCCAUAGAACAUUGGCUGUCUCUGUCACAUUUCGCAAGAAAGAACGGGAAAGAGCAUGCGCGCCAAGUGUCCGUUUUGAUCGAAUUUUGUCGAUUUUUAUUUAUUUUAAAAACGUUACCCUACAAUAUCGAAAUUCGAAAGCUAUGAAAUUACUAUUUAAGUUAAGAUUGUUUUUUCUUCUUUUUUUGUUUAUAGUAUCACAUAAUAAAUAACCGAGUAAAGUUGGAUUAAAAGUCCGAGUUAGAGGUUACUUUGGGAAUUAAUUGUAUCGAGCAAAGUGUCAUAAUUCGUGUAUCGGAAGCUAUGAUAUUAAAAAUAAUAUAGUCAAGAACUACAUAUAUUUUUUCCACGUCUACGAAUAUCAACGUCUCUUAGAAAAAUAUGAUCAUAUAAGGAAAUUUUUCGCCUUCUGGGUCAGGGAACCGCCUUAAUUCGUACGCUCGACCGACGUCAACGACCGAUGUCAGCGUAGGAGAAAAUCAAGCGUAAUUCAAUCAAGCAUUGUCUUUACACAUGCGAUACAGCGCACGGCGACAGAUACUAACAGUACCUCCAGACAAACCGAAGGAAGAACCUACGUAUUUUUGCCAAACCUUACUUAUCCUUCUGAUGAUCGGCUUUUGAAAUUUGGUACGUUAAAUUCAACUGUCAAGUUGACAAAAAGUCACAACUUGCUGGGGGCCUAUGUUCUAUGUGUAGGACGCUGGUCGUCAGGAGGCUAUACUGAUUUGGGGCAUUUUCUAUGAAAAUGUCGAUGGCGCUUACGCCGCACAGCGUCGCGCGGCAUUGUAUUUAUAUCGGAGUAUCGUUUAUAAUGGCGUAAGCGCCAUCGACAAUAAGAUCCCUUGUUAUGGAAAAUACCACAUUUUAUGAGACCGGAUUUAGAAUUCUUUUAUAUUGUAUUAAAAUAAGUAUAUCUUAUUUUGAAAGUCCAUUUAAUUUUGUGUUAUUUUUUUACCCGCAAUAUUCAAUGUUCAAUAUAAGGUUUUUGCAGUAAGCCUAAUGUUUUAUAUGGAAUUAUGUAUAGUAAAAUUUUGCUGUAAAUAAGUGAUAGUUGAAUAAAGAUAUCUGUUUUUUAUUAUUAUCGAAAUGCAGCAUUCCAAAUUAAGUAUGUAGUUGCGAUAGAAACAUGACAAUUUUAGAACCAAUUGCUUGAACAAAAAAUGUUAGCAAAGUGUGAUGUUUGUGUUCUCUAAAAUAUUACUUAAUUCUGUAAUAACUAUCGGCUAUCAUGGGAAGAAUGAAACUCAAAUGUUAUCAAAUAUAUGUAACUGAAUUGUAUUAGAAAAAAUUGUUGGGUGAUUUCACGAAAAGUGACGCGAGUUGUUUUUUCAUUAAUGAUGCACAUUUGGGUGUCAAUAUAUCUAGGUAUAAAAAGGGACACUAUCUAGAGACAAAUUGUGGCUUACCAUCAGAGUAGGGUCUUGUGCUUAAGGACCUUUCUCUGAUGGAAACCACAAUUAACACUAAACACAUAAUAAAAUGGCGUAUCGCAUGACUGUUGUCGUGGCCCCUUAGGUCUAUAAGAUAAUGUUUAAAAUAAUUAAUCAUGUCAUGGCAAAAAAGAUAGCCGAUAGAGUUAAUACUAAAAAAAUAUGAAAAUUCAAAAUGUCCUUUUCAUGACUUAAAAGAUGUGUCAAAAAAUCAAGCUCUUUAAGACAAGUACUCUCACCAUGAGUUUUACGCGGGCUUAAACGCUAGCGAAUGCGUCAACUCAAACGCCUGCAUCUCGCUUGUACCAAUGUACGUACGAGGGAGAUGCAUUGUAUGUUAGUUUACGCAAUCGCUAGCGAAUAUGUCAGAGUCAAACUCGUGGUAAGGUUACUGAAGGGCAAUAUUACUCCCAGUGUGUAACGUAGUAACGUAUCAUCAUAAAUUAAAGUCUAUUAAGUAUUUUUGCUUUAGUUUUUAUAUGCACGCAUUACGGUUGAAAUUCGAGCAUUGUGGGAAAUUUAGUUUACUGUUAUCAUUUAUUAUAUUAUAAUCGUACCUAUAAUUGCUUGUGGUUAUUCUUGUACUUACGUUUCUGUAGUUAAUGCUGUUUAUUUGUCACUGGACCUCGUUAUAUUUGUGCCACCAAUGAGUUGCGUCACUGGGGGCCUAACGAAGAUGUCAAUCGCUUGCGCUACGACAAAGAAACGCUUUCUCUCUCUCUAUCACUUUUACAUCUUACAAACUGGCAUCUUGGCUAUGCAUCCUGAACUGAGAAAUAAUCAAGUCGUUGGUGAAGCAUUGUCUCGUUCUCAAGUAUAUUGGAAGAGCCUAACGUUGCAACAGACCAGUGACAGGCGUGGCUCACUCCGCGAUUUCGUCGUGUCGCUACAAGUACAUGCGGCCCACACCAAUUUUGGUGUCUAGCCAUAGUAAUUGGCGCGCACCGCUACGGAACGGACGCCUGUUCGCUCUUGCGCCACCUAGCGGUUGCCAUCUGUCGUAAUAAACGCGUUUUGUUAGAAUCUUCUGUUUUUUUAUUCUGUAGACUAAAAUGACAUUUCAUGUGGUACUAAGAAAUGUCAUGCCUUACACAUGGAACGUCAUUUUAGUUUACAGAAUAAAAAAACAGUCCUUAGUAUGUACUAUUAUUUAUUCUGAGCCAGUGAUGACUACUUUGUGACACGAAUAUGAAGUUGGGGGAGUAUAAUUCUGGCUAUUAAACCAUUUUCAUUAUCCUCGAUAACUUGGGAGACAAAAAAAAAAAGAAGUUGUAUAUUCUGUUUUUUAUUCCGUAGACUAAAAUGACAUUUCAUGUGGUACUAAGAAAUGUCAUCUCAUACACAUGAAACGUCAUUUUAGUCUACGGAAUAAAAAAAGGGUGUUUGACUAAUACCUAGUCAGUUUCUUUUUUCGAACUGUCAAAACGAUUUGCCAUUGCGUAAUUUAUAUGAAAUACUAGCAAAUGACGUCACGGUAAACUUACCUACAGAUGUAGUGAACAAUCCUUUGCCAGUAGACUUAUAUUGACCGGGAUAUAGACCGUGAUUACCUUUUGUAUUAUUUUUGUAUUUUGUAUCUUCAGUCACCCGUGAACAUGAUGCAUGUAACUGCGUCGAAAUAUCGGGAGCUCACAAAUAGUACAAAAGGUAAUCACGGUCUAUAUCCCGGUCAAUAUAAGUAGUGAAACUAACCGUGAAUCAUUCAAAACUCUAAUCCUUUGCCAUCGUAUUUUCUCGGAAACGUUCGUAAUUGUCAUCCUACUUCAGUCUUCUUCUUCUUUUAAAAUUAUGGCUUCAGCCCAGUGGGACUAUUUCGCCAGUAUCAAGGUAUUAAGAGGUUUAAAAACGACAAAAAUUGUACGGUUGUACAAGACAGUGUACGGUGAUUUGUUAGCUCUUGUAAAUCGAUAGCUAGACUUUACAAGAAGCACGUGGACUACCGGCCGUUGACUCCAAGAUGGUGGUUAAACGCGCUUCAAAAUUAAUUCUCCAUUCACUGCACAAUACCACAUUAGUUUACUGUAUAAUAAGCUAUCGAUAUUACACUUUAAACAAUAUUAAUGAGCAAAAAACAAAGUAAUUAAUCACGAUGCUAACUAUCAAGAUGGCGCUCGAACCGGAAGUCUACUUCAGUCGGUCUCAGUACUUUUGUACUGGCAUAAAUGGCAUAACACGUUUGUGCGUUUCCGUGUAAAUACGAUGGCAAAGGAUUGUUCACUAUAUCUGUACUCUUUAUAGUUCUAUACGAUUUAUAAAAUAGAAAUUGUGUCUAAAAAUAACUUCUAUCCACGUUUCUGGUGCUUUAUUUCAUGCAUGGUGUGAAAUAAUUUAUUUAAAAUACAGUCAACAUCUCUAUUGUGUCAAAGAUUUUCUCUAAAUCACAUGUGACACUACAUACAUGCUAACCACACUGACACUUCUAUGUCACAACUAUGUGCAAGCAUUAAAUGUCUCUAUAGUUUUAACUGUGUCACUAGUUAUUUAUUAAUAAUUAAUUAGGUAAGUACUAACUUUCGACUAUUUCAUUAUUUUCCACUGUUUUUUGUUGACGUGAUCAGGUCCUGGCAGAAAAUCAGUGCUUUUCCUAAUGGGUGAAGCGUAAUACUGAGCCAGAACCUUUUUGUUUUGCUGCGACGCACACAAGAUUUUUAUUUGUAUAAAACAGUAUUUUUAUGUAUUUUUUCCUUUUUCUCUAUUAUGUAAAAAUCUGUGUGACUCUUAUUUGUUGUUGUAAUUUUUAUUUUUUUCUGGAUUGUUCUGUGUACCUAUGUCAUUUUUGUAUUUAAAUAUUUUGUGUGUAUUGUGGCAAACAACAAAACAGUUUAUCUAUCUAUCUAUCUGUCAAAGUACAGCAAUGGCUUGAUAUUCCACUUUGAAUCUUGUGACUUGACAAUACGGUCGUGAAUACCGCCGGCUAACGUUUUAACCUACCACUGCUACCGCAAGGCGGUUUCUGUUCGUUGGCGCUUUUCGCUACAUAGCGAAAAAACGUGUUAUCGGCCACAAAUAUAGCGUGUAGCCCGCACUGGCAGUGAAUGCGUCCUUUUCUCCAUAUUUUUCCUAAAAUAUAUCUAGGAUAAUGAAAAAGGUCGUUACGCCUGAACAUUAAUCUUAUUAUGUCAAACUAUCAAUAUCGCGUCAAGCCAAUAGUAUUGUGAGCCAAAGUUAUCGUGUAUUAUAAUUUACUGUCGGUACUUCGAAACAAAAAAGGACUUAUCCCGUUGCGAUAAGGUCCAUUUUAGGGCGUCCGCUAGCUGACAGGGUUGCACGGAGCGGGUGAGCGGGUUAACGAAAAAUAGUAUGAGCGUUGCUAACUGGCGCGGACGCGUGCGACGGAUUUUCCCUACACCCACACCCGCGUGCGUGCGCCCGCUUCUUGCACCCGCCCCCGCUAGCGGACGUCCUUGGAUGCCGCAUAUGUAUUCUGUUUAUGUAUGAAGUAUGAUCUCUCCUUGGAGGUACACAAUAAAUGUUAUUCCUAUAUGACUAGAUGUAAGUUUUUUUAUUGAUCUGUAUUAUAAAGGGGGGCGUAGAAUUCACACUUUUGUAUGGAUGUAGGUAGGACGGAUACCAAUACUCUUUAUUUUAUAUGUUUUGGUUAAAUACAAUCGGAAAGAUUUGUUUUUGCUAAAAUUGAACACUCGAGUUUUCAUAUCUUGCCAUAACAGGGCGCGUAGCAAACGUGCCAUUCAUUUACGCUUCGUAGCGUAGCGUAGCCAUCUCUCUCUGUCACUCUUUCAAUAUGAGUGCGACAGUGACAGUUGCGUGUAAAGGGGCCCACUGAUUAUCAGUCCGCCGGACGAUAUCAGCUAUCAGCAGUUAGAACAAAAAUUUGAUAGUUCCGAACAACUGUAAGGCCGAUAUCGUCCGGCGGACUGGUAAUCAGUGGGCCCCUUAAGAGCGCUGGUGGCCUAGCGGUAAGAGCGUGCGAAUUAAUCCGGAGGUCGCGGGUUCAAACCCCGGCUCGUACCAAAGAGUUUUUAGGAACUUAUUAUGUACGAAAUAUUAUUUGAUAUUUACCAGUCGCUUUUCGGUGAAGGAAAACAUAGUGAGGAAACCGGACUAAUUCCAAUCAGACCUAGUUUCCUCUCUCGAUUUGAAGGUCAGAUGGCAGUCGCUUUCGUAAAAAUUAGUGCCUAGUGCCUACGCCAAUUCUUGGAAUCAGUUGUCAAGCGGGCCCUAGGCCGUGGCAAAAUACCGGGAUAACGCGAGGAUGAUGAUGACUAGCAAUUGCGUUUCGUUUGCCACGUAGCGUCAACGAUUGGCACGCUGGCUACGCACCCAGAGCCGCAAAACUUGCGUUUUGAGACUGACCUCAGAAUGGCGUUUUAGUAAUCUAAGCUAAAUAUAAAUUAAUUUAGACCCGUCAAACUAAAAUAGCCUUAAUUUUUUUGAAAAAAAAAGAAUUAUGAGAUUUAUUUGUAUGAAAUCAUAAAUUUGUCGAAAUUUACACAGCUGAGUAAAUAAGGUUGAAAUCUAAUGAGAGAUAGCAGAAAGUAUCAGGCGGUAGAAAUAUGUAAGAAUAUAUACUACGUGCCUAGUUUAAACAGUCGAAUAAUUCGAUUUGUAUCAAUCCCAGAUUCAUAAUGUUUUAAGAGUAGAUCAACAGCGUCGAUCUACGAUUGACGAAAUUAAAGAUAUUUAAAGGUACAGGAACUUUUAAAGCGUAUAGCGUAACUUUACGGUGAAGUACAAUCAGGGACACUGUCGGUGAACCACUUCAGAAAAUGUUACCUCGUUCUUUACGAGCGAGCUAAACUCCGCCUCCCAAUUUACGAUGCAUUUAGGAUUCUUUAUCUUAAUCUUAAUAAUGAAUUCUUUAUCUUAAUAAUGAAAAGGGUAAAAGCAGGUAAUGAGACAAACAAUAGGUAGUAAGGACAGUUUAUUACUUGUUGUUGUUUAGGCUAUGAUUCGCCUCCCCAUAAAGAUAACCAAUUAGGAUGCAUUUAGGAUUCCUUAUCUUAGUUUGCAAAUGCCGGCCCUCACGAAGACAAUGAACGACAAUAAACUUUACCUAAGCUAACCUUUUUUUUUCAAGACUCACAUUUUUAAGUGCCAUGCUAUUGAUCAUCACUUUUACGAUAUGAAGGGUACACGGAAAGAACAUAUCUAGUCACUUUAGUAGCAUUUUGAGUAAUCGCGGUUUUAAAAUUUGGAUCCAUGUCAAAAUGUAUGGUAAUUCCGUGACCAGGUCUUUUUUAACAAAAAAAAAAGUUGUUAUAUUAUACAGUGGUAGCAAAAGAUAUAAUAAUAGUAGUAGUAGUUCAAGAAGAGCUCUACAUUUUGAAAUGAAAAUCUUGUUUUCCGAAAAAAGUGACUAGACAUGUUCUUUCCGUGUACCCUUCAUAUCGCCUGGCCGUCUGCAAGACAUUUAAACGAUUUUUACCCUUAAGGUGGUUCACCGGGAAUGUCCGCGAUUGUACCUCACGCUGGUCGCAAGCGUACGACGUGAAGCGACGACAAAGGCCUUAGAUGAGUUAAUUGAAUUAUUUGACUGUUUUAACUCGGGCAGUAUCGCAUGUAUGGUUAUUAGUGAGAUAAUAUAUUAACGAAUUCAGUGUAUUAUAUUAUGUUUUAAUUUAGCCAUAUCAUAGUUUAGGUGUCUACAAUGGAUUAUGAAUGAAACUUAUGUUUGCUCAUGACAUGAGAACGUCCUAAUUAUUGCGAUUGUUUUGAUCGGAGAACGGUAACGUUGGUCGUGUGUUUUAUUACUAGUAAACUUAGGGCCAUUUCCACUGUCCACACUUGACGGCCCGAUCAUCGUCACACAGCAGUGAAGUAUGAAACUUACUUACAAUAACAAAUACAAAAGUAUUUAACGAUGGCAGACAGAUUGGUGGAACUGACCCUUAGUGUUUGACAGCCUAACUCCGCGUAAUAUACCUAUAUAAAACGACUCGUUUAUCGAGGCGUUAAUGAUUAAUCCUUUGACACCAUAAAUUCUAUAGCGUCAUGAGUUAUCGUAACCAUCACGUCAACGCUUAUGUGAUAAAUCGUACGCUGUUAAUGUUUACCUUCAUGCUUUUAAGUAAAAGCAAAUAGAAUUAAGUAGACAAGAGUGCUCACUCCAUACAUCAGUUUUGUUACCAAAAAGACUAUUUUUUUUGGUAGAUGACAUCUAGCGUCAAGUAGCGGAAUUAUCAUUACUGCUACCCGACACUAGACGUUGCGACGAACGGAAAAUCUAAUGCUCAACGAUUUUCACCUAAUAUUAUAACCAGAUUAACUGGAACUCUAUUUUCAACUCCUUCUGCUUAUAAUAUUAGAUGUAAAUUGUUGAACAAUUCAAUUUUCGUCAGUCGCGACAUAAGUGACAUCUAGUGUUAAGUAGCAGUACUGAUAAUUCCGCUAUUUGACGCUAGAUGUCGACUACGAAAAUAAUAGUAUUUUUGGUAACAAAACUGAUGUAUUGAGUGAGCACUCUUAUGUCUACCUACUUAAUUCUCGUUGGUAAAAAUUAUAUUGGCUGGCUUGUGCCUAUGGCCUUGGCUUGUGUAUGUUUUUUUUAAAUAGUAAUAUGACGUGGCUAUAGGUAUUUGUGCCGUUCUCGAGAAUGUUCUUCGUUUUGUAUACGGAGAACGUUCUUGAAAACGGCACAACUAUAGACGAUGCGUUCAAAGGAUUAAGUUAAUAGUUUCAACACACGAUCAGCGAGGGUUAAGGCUGAGAUGGCACCACGAAAACGGAGAAAGCGUUGUAUAUGGAUAUUUUUAUAUGUAGCACUAAGUUAUACCAUUUAAAAAUAUUAAAUUAUACCAUAUGAAGCAAU